Messenger RNA from Penicillium argentinense, 3540 nucleotides. Its product is annotated as DNA repair ATPase SMC5. The coding region runs from base 1 to 3540 and encodes 1179 amino acids. The record is from RefSeq and is a predicted model, not a curated record. Gene Ontology annotation, molecular function: ATP binding; ATP hydrolysis activity. Gene Ontology annotation, biological process: double-strand break repair via homologous recombination. NCBI's taxonomy places the organism in Eukaryota, Fungi, Ascomycota, Eurotiomycetes, Eurotiales, Aspergillaceae. Gene Ontology annotation, cellular component: Smc5-Smc6 complex. The transcript has 6 exons.
AUGUCGUCCCGUUCGGUCCCUCACCGCCGACACCGAAGUGAAGAUUCGGAGGUAGAUGAGUCCGACUCCUUACAGCCCACUUCGGCAUCGAACAGCAAGCGCCAACGCCUGAGCCCCGCGCUCGAAGAUAGCGACGAGAGCGACGAGAAUGAGGAUACUGAAGGCGCCGAUGGCUCAACCAAAGCGCUUCCCCAGCCACCCCGUAUGGACCAUCGGAUCGGUCCUGGGGGUUACAAAGCGGGCGCGAUCGUGCGCAUCAAAGUAACGGACUUUGUGACCUACACUUCCGCCGAAUUCUUCCCUGGACCCAAACUGAACAUGGUCAUUGGACCAAAUGGGACUGGAAAGAGUACACUGGUUUGCGCUAUCUGUCUUGGUCUUGGAGGUGGCCCCCAGCACCUCGGACGAGCCAAAGAUCCUGGUGAAUUUGUGAAACAUGGCUGCGCUCAAGCUCAAAUCGAGAUUGAGCUCGCCGGACAACCGAAGCUAUCCCACAACCCAAUCAUCGGUCGGACGAUCAAGCGCGACGGGAACAAGAACAUUUUCACCUUGAACGGCAGACCCUCAUCCCAGAAAGAAAUCCGUAAACUGGCCAUGAAUUUCGCGAUCCAGGUCGACAAUCUGUGCCAAUUCCUACCCCAAGACAAAGUUGCCGAAUUCGCGGCGCUCACACCUGUCGAGCUUCUCCACUCUACACAACGAGCGGCAGCUGGCCCCGAGAUGGUUAAGUGGCAUCAAGGGUUAAAGGACUUGCGCGCCGAACAAAAAAGAGUCGAGAUCGAAAAUCGGGCCGAUAGGGAAGUGUUGACCAACCUCGAAAGCCGACAAGAGAUGCAGCGAGAGGACGUUGAACGAAUGCGCCAAAGGGACAUCAUCAAGCGCAAGAUGGAGAAUUUUGAGUUCGUGCGCCCAAUUGUGGACUACAAAGAGUACCAUCAGGCUUUCAAUGAGCUGAAGGCACGCAAGAUUGCGGCUGAACAGGCAUACGAAAGACUCAAGCAGGAGUCUGAACCUUCUCUAGCCACUCUCAAUGCAAAACAGGAAUACGCGGAGGAGAUCACCAUGGGGAAACAAUAUCGCAAAGAGCAAGUGGAGGAACUCUCUCGCAAGGCCACGGCUAAAAAGGCGGAGAUUGCAGAGUUAACAAGCUCUAUCAAGGAGCUUGAUGGCAAGAUUGAUGCGGAUAAAAAGUCUAAUACUGCAAACCGGAAAGAGGCCCAAAAAGUCCAGCAGGGAAUUAAGCAAAUGGAACGUCAACGGGACGAGGAGAGAGUGGAAUUCGAUCCGGACUUCUACAAUGAAAAGCUGAACGAGAAACGUCUUGAAAGGCGUGCAAACCAAGAUAGAGCCGCCGAACUCAAAUCCGAGUCGCGUCCACUGAAUGAGAAAAAAGUACAACUCGAUUCACAGAUUAACAACGUCCAAAGAGAGCUGGAGCGCUUGAAUUCUGCGGCUGGUAAGCAGGAAGCCAAACUGCAAAGCCUCUCGAGGGACACGCUCAAAGCAUACCGGUGGAUCCUGGAAAACCAAAGCAAAUUCAAAGAUGAAGUCUUUGGACCACCGAUUGUCACUUGCUCUGUCACCGACCCCAAGUACGCCAACGCCAUCGAGUCACUCGUCCAAAGAGGAGAUUUGUUGGCAAUUACAGUGCAAAACAAAGAAGAUUUCCGCACACUCCAACGUCAUCUCAACGUACAGCUGAAACUUUCCGAUAUCACUAUCAGGACUUGCUCUGUCCCACUGAGCCGGGCUGGCCAAUCUCCAAACAUUGACAUUAAAAGCCUCGGGUUUGAUGGCUGGGCCAAAGAAUUUUUGAGCGGGCCGGACCCAGUUCUUGCCAUGCUUUGUAUGGACAGGAACCUGGGUCAGGCAGCCAUCGGACUGAAUGAUAUUUCGGAGGCAGCGUUCACGGCGGCAGAAGAAAAACUUAACCUCUUCGUUUGCAAGGGGUCUGCCUAUUCUAUUAAACGCCGCCCCGAGUAUGGACCCGAUGCCAAGUCAACGGGUGUCCGUCAGCUCAAAAACGCUCAAGCCUGGACAACAGAACCAGCAGACGGCUCUAUCAAGGCGCGAUAUACUGAAGAUAUCCGUAAAUUAACGGGCGAGCGCUCGGAGGUUGAAUAUGGAAUCCAGCAGGGCCGGGAGCAGCUUGCUGAAUAUCAGAGAAUUGACCAGAGGAUCAAGCGUGAAACGGAACAAAUCGAAGCCGAGAAGGCCGAGAAGCAGAGUGCUCAUACCAUUUGGCGGGCUCUUCCAGGGAGAAUCAGCCAGCAAAAGCAAAAGCUCAAAAGCAUGACCGAUCUCUACGACAGCGUACGAGAGCAAGUGCGCCUCAAACGGAUCGAGCAAGACCAGCUCGCCAUGCAAAAGGGCGAGGCGACAAUUCAGUACUCUGUUAUUGUGGAACAAUUGUAUGAAAGCUACGAGGAAUUUAUGAAGGCCGAGCUGCUACAUCUGGAAGCAACUUCAGAUAUCCGAAUGCUGCAGGCCCGAUGCCGGGAUCAAACAACGAUGCUCGAGCUGAAACGCCAAGAGCUUCAGAAGCUUUCAGAAGAGUUCAGAAACUCCAGGCAGACUGGCAAACAGAAGUUGGAUAAGGCAAGGAGGGUCACCACAGAGGCCAACCAGCGCGAGGGUGGUGAAGAGGUCCUCGGGAUCAUCAACACCGAAGGCUACAAUAUGGACAGUCUCAAUGCCGACAUUGACUCUGAAAAGGCACGCCUGGAGCUUUCUCACGGUGGUAGCCCUAACAUGAUCAAGGAGUUUGAGAAUCGCGAGCGUCAAAUCGGCUCACUCAAGGAAAAGCUCGCAGGCGUGGACAAAAAACUGAACGAUCUCAACGAGGCACUCGAGGAGAUUCGCGAACGAUGGGAGCCACGACUGGAUGCCCUCAUUGCCAAAAUCAGCGAUGCCUUCUCCGAUUCUUUCGCACGCAUUGGCUGUGCCGGCCAAGUCGGGUUGGACAAGGUCAAGUCCGAAUCGCUCACCAGUGGUGAACCAGGCGAAAACGAGUACGACCAAUGGUCGAUUCAGAUCCAGGUCAAAUUCCGUCAAUCCGAGGAGCUGUCAAUUCUAAACGCCCAUCGCCAGUCCGGCGGCGAGCGCGCCGUGAGUACCAUCUUCUACCUGAUGGCCCUUCAAUCCCUGUCGGCCUCACCCUUCCGCGUCGUCGAUGAGAUCAAUCAGGGUAUGGACCCGCGCAACGAGCGCAUGGUCCACGGUCGCCUGGUCGAGAUUGCUUGUGCGUCAGACGAGAGAGAGGCAGACAAUCAUGGCAAUGCCAUCGGCGGCGGCGGCGGUGGAGGCCAAUACUUCCUCAUUACGCCCAAGCUGCUGACAGAAUUGUCCUACAAGCCCGGAAUGAGGGUGCUCUGUAUCUACAGUGGCGAGCACAUGCCACAGGACUACCAGGCGCUGGACUUUAGCCUGGCCAUUCGAAACAUGAAGUCGAUCGCAGCGCAAAACGGAAGGUCAAUCGGCAAGGGCAAGGGCAAGGCCCGAGCGAUCGCCAACCAUCACCAGGUCGAUGUUCACGCGUGA